AUGCAAAGUGAUUCGAAACCUCAACCCCCCAUCCCACGUCCUAUUAUCAGUAAACCUCAGCCUCCUAGUCCUCCUCUACCACCUCCUCCUAUCCCAGACAUGGGCGUCGCAUAUAGCUAUUUGGAUGCUGAAGUGUUACCCUCUUCCUACAAGGACUUUUCCACGCCUCAGCUAAUUUCAGUUGCAAAUGGAACGCCGUCAAUGUUCAAUAAUUACGACUCCGGUGAAAUCAAGCCACGGACACACCAGCAGUCUAAUUCACGGUCAGUUUCGCCGCCUCUGCCUCCCGGUGCUGCGCAACCAGCAAAUUUCCAAACUUCCCCAAGCAAGCACCAACAUAUGGGUUCGGUGCGUGUUCACCCUCCCGGGUUUUACCCACCGUCCCAAUCUCAAGUGCCCAUGACGCAACCUUUUAAUAAUACCCAGGUUCCCGUGCAGCAACCCACGCCGGUCAUGCUGCAGAAAUCUCCGAGCGUCCAGACGACUUCCGCCCCCCUAAGAGGGAAACCGAGAAUUUUUGCCGCGAUGGAGGCUCAGGAGAACGGAACUUCGUACAGUCAAGAUGAUCAUGCUCCUAUGGCACAGCAGGACAUGACCCAGCAUGCUCUUCCGCAGAUUCCACCCCAGCCAGAAGCUUUUUAUCGUCCACCUGCCAACCAACAUACCUCACCGCAGCAUCAGAAUCAGCCCCAGCUCCUGCCGCCGGUAGAAUUCACUUCUCCUCAAUUGCAAACCACUCUCCUUCCCAAUUCAUAUGUGAAUGGGGUCGAUCCUCAAUCAAUGCCCGCUUCUAUCACACCUCCUUCACCUAAAGCUCACGAUACCAAUUAUAUUUCUCACCAACUCGACAUGGAAUCUUCGCAGGAGCUUGAUGCCCCUACAGUAAGAUGA
This is a messenger RNA of Psilocybe cubensis, 891 nucleotides long. RefSeq lists its product as uncharacterized. The coding region runs from base 1 to 891 and encodes 296 amino acids. The transcript has a single exon. Lineage: Eukaryota; Fungi; Basidiomycota; Agaricomycetes; Agaricales; Agrocybaceae. The record is from RefSeq and is a predicted model, not a curated record.